AUGGAUUUAUACCACUACUUAUUUAAAUUCAUUAUAGUUGGAGAUGCCAGUGUAGGAAAGUCUUGUAUACUUCUUAGAUACACAGAGAAAUAAUUUAGAGAUGAACAUGAUACAACAAUAGGAGUUGAAUUUGGAUCAUAAUUAUUAAAGAAGAAUGAUAAAACAUUGAAAAUAUAAAUAUGGGAUACGGCUGGUUAAGAAUCAUUUAAAUCAAUAACAAGAUCAUAUUAUAAAGGGUUGAUAUUAGUUUCUAUAUUUUAGUUCAAUAGGUGUACUAUUAGUCUUUGAUAUUACCAAUCGAGAUUCUUUUCAUAAUGUCUAAAAGUGGUAUAACGAUGUAAAUGAUCAGGCAGCAUCUAAUUGUACAAUUGUAUUAGUUGGCAAUAAAACAGAUCUUGAAUCAUAGUAAUCCAAUACUUUAAACUUAGACGUAAGAUUACAACAAUUGAAGCAAAAGCUUUAGCAGAUUAAUAUAAAAUGCAAUAUAUUGAAACAUCUGCCAAAACCAAUUAAAAUAUUGAUUUUCUUUUUGAAACAACUGCAUCAUAAAUUUUAGAUAAAAUUGAUAAGUAAUUAAUUGAUUUUGCUAAUGAAGUAUUCAUUCAAAUAAUAUUAUUAGGAUAGUGGUAUUAAAUUAGGGACUUUUUAUAAAUAAGGUAAAGAAGGCAAUAAAGAUAAAGAUAAUGAUUGUAAGUGUUGA
Paramecium primaurelia is the source of this 700-nucleotide messenger RNA. The record is from the annotation of a GenBank genome assembly. NCBI's taxonomy places the organism in Eukaryota, Ciliophora, Oligohymenophorea, Peniculida, Parameciidae.